Ochotona princeps (American pika) is the source of this 2101-nucleotide messenger RNA. It is a transcript of the gene RAB8B, whose product is annotated as RAB8B, member RAS oncogene family. Gene Ontology annotation, molecular function: GTP binding; GTPase activity. Gene Ontology annotation, cellular component: trans-Golgi network transport vesicle; synaptic vesicle; endosome. Gene Ontology annotation, biological process: protein secretion; Golgi vesicle fusion to target membrane; cellular response to insulin stimulus. The transcript has 8 exons. The record is from RefSeq and is a predicted model, not a curated record. Bases 1012 to 1635 code for a protein of 207 amino acids. Lineage: Eukaryota; Metazoa; Chordata; Mammalia; Lagomorpha; Ochotonidae.
AUGCAGCCAAGAACCCAAAGCACGAGUCUAAGGCGUUACGCAACAAUGAGUUAAACGGCUCCCAACAAGAUCUCCCUGCCAUUGGUCACCAUAAGCAGAACCCAAACUUCGAGCACUUCUGCAGGGCCCAAGGUGUUUUCAACGUGUUUUCACACCUCUCCCCACCAGGAUCUCACUGGAUUUUCUCUACACACCCCUAAAGCAUCUUGUUUGCCGUCCACUUGGCAGAUGCGCGGCCCGCCUACAGGGGUCACGGCGACAGAGGCGCGACCGAGGGCAAGUCUUCACUCUCUCAAUUCCCAAGCUCCGUCGUAGCCUAACAUCUUUAUAGGGCACAGACUCAAGGCUCCUGCCUUCCCGGGCCUACACGGACCUGGGGAGCGGCCGCGCAAGCACGUGGGGCCGUUCCGGGGAGCACAGGCUUGGGGAAGGCUGUGGGGAAGCAGAGGCGGUGCUAGGCGGGAGCUGGAGAAGUCGAGGAACCCCUGCCUCGGCAACCGUCGCCGAGGAAAGCCGGACUCUCCGAAGUCCCGGCGGAAGAGCUGCGGGAACGCUGACGCUUGGGAUGCCGAGGUCCUAGGUUUGACCUGCGCCCGCACACAAAGAAACACCGAAGUUCAGUUCCGGCAUCUCGAGGAGCAGUUAGAAACGGAGCCUCCCUUCCCAGCUGCAGCGGACACGCCCACUCCACCCCGUCACCCAGCCCGGAUUCCAUCUUCACGUGCCCGGGCCGCGGGGACUGUCCGUGCCGGGCACGCCCGAGCUUCGCCCCCACCACCUCGCGAGGAACUACAGAUCCCAUGAAGCCCUGAGGGGCGCGGGUGGUGAUGACGACACGUUCACGGAUUGGUCGCGCGGGGCGGGGCGCGCAGGCUUUCUCCAAGGGGCGGCGCGGGGCGCGGGGCGGGGCGAGUGGCGGCGCGGCGGGCACGCCCCCUCGCCCGCGGCCCCCUCCCCGUCUCUCCCUGCCGCCUCCUCGAAGCUCCCCGGUCAGAGGGCCGGAGCAAGAAGAUGGCGAAGACGUACGAUUAUCUGUUCAAGCUGCUGCUCAUCGGCGACUCGGGAGUGGGCAAGACCUGUCUCCUGUUCCGCUUCUCCGAGGACGCCUUCAACACCACCUUCAUCUCCACCAUUGGAAUUGAUUUUAAAAUCAGGACGAUAGAACUGGAUGGGAAGAAAAUUAAGCUUCAGAUAUGGGACACAGCAGGCCAGGAAAGGUUCCGAACAAUUACGACAGCAUACUAUAGAGGAGCUAUGGGCAUUAUGCUGGUGUAUGACAUCACAAAUGAAAAAUCCUUUGACAAUAUUAAAAACUGGAUCAGAAACAUUGAAGAGCAUGCCUCUUCAGAUGUUGAAAGAAUGAUCUUGGGUAACAAAUGUGAUAUGAAUGACAAAAGACAAGUGUCCAAAGAAAGAGGGGAGAAGUUAGCAAUUGACUAUGGGAUUAAGUUUCUGGAGACAAGUGCAAAAUCCAGCACCAAUGUAGAAGAGGCAUUUUUUACGCUUGCACGAGACAUAAUGACAAAACUCAACAGAAAAAUGAACGACAGCAAUUCAUCAGGGACAGGUGGACCAGUGAAAAUCACAGAAAACCGGUCAAAGAAGAGCAGUUUCUUCCGUUGUUCGCUGCUUUGAUGGACUCUGGCUGAGAGACUGCAGCACCGCCAGAGGGAGGGCCCUUCCCUGCUUCUCUGAAAGCACAGGUCACCCAGCCUCUAAACCCCACGGCCCGGCUGCUGCGGAGAGCACUGCCCAACUCAGACCUCUGCACACGGAAAGCCAAGCGGAUCGCAGCCUGGGGCCUUGCGCCCCAACAGGCUCGUUUCCUUUCAGACAUGGAAGCAAUGACGUGGAGACACAAGCAGGACCUAACUUGUUUUCCCUUUGUUUUCCUGCCUGUUGCAGAAGCUGCUAUCUUUUCUUUUUCACUUUGCACACAGUGUUACUCUCUCCCUACCACAGCACAAUCUGAGACUCAUCUUGGCACCCUUUUGGGUCAUGAAGUAGCUGGAUUUGUAUUUAGAAAAAAAAAGACAAGACAUUGAAAGCAGAGGCUAAGGUACUAACAUGAAAGGACUUGUGGUCUGGGUUCUAAGGCCAA